GGUUAGUGCUAAGUGGCUAGCACAGAAAUAUGAGCAUCUCUUCAGAUCUGAUAUAACUACUGGUAUUCAGACAAUAAUUGAUGCAUGCAUGGAAAAAUAUGGUGUAGAUGUGCCCAAGUGCAUGGCAUAUAGGGCAAAGAACAUAGCUAUUGAAGCUGUCUUAGGAGAUCACAAGAAGCAAUAUCCUAGGCUUAAAGACUAUGCUCAGACUGUCAUGGACACAAACCCUGGGAGUAGAGUAAUAGUCACUACUGUUACUCCAGUACCAAAUGCAAAAAUACCCCACCCAGGCCCAAGAUUCCAUGCCAUGUUCUUUUGCCUGAAUGGAGCAAGGGAGGGGUUUCUCAAUGGGUGUAGGCCAUUCAUUGGUGUUGAUGGAUGCUUCAUUAAGCUCACUACAGGAGCUCAACUCCUUGCUGCCACUGGUAGAGAUGGCAACAACAACAUAUAUCCACUGGCAUUUGGCAUAGUUGGACAAGAGGACACACCUAGUUGGUGUUGGUUUCUACACCAACUGAAAAUUUGCCUAGGUGGAGAAGUGGGCAAGUUUGGACCUUAUACUAUAAUGUCAGAUAGACAAAAGGUAUGUGUUUGCACAUUUCAUUUUGUUUUGCACAAGUGUUAACAGUAGCUAAGGGUUUCAUUGGUGCAUAUUUAUUUACCUUGUAGCUUAGACUUGUUAAAUUGUUUGUGUCAGGGGUUAUUGAAUGCAAUGAAUGCUGUCUUUCCAAAUUGCAACCAAAGAUUCUGCCUUAGGCAUUUAUAUGCAAAUUUCCAAAAUGCUGGGUUUAGGGGUGAAGAUCUUAAGAAGUGCAUGGAUAAUUCUAGCUAUGCCUACAAUGAACACAAAUUUAAUAUUGCAAUGAAUGAUCUUAGAUCUGAAAGUGAGGAAGCUUGGGAGUGGCUUACUGCAAUACCAAAAAAAACAUGGGCAAGGCAUGCAUUUGACACAAACUGCAAGACUGACUUGGUAGUGAACAACUUGUCUGAGGUGUUCAACAAGUACAUUCUAGAUGUUAGGAGAAAACCUAUAAGGACAAUGUGUGAUGGGAUAAAAGAUAAGCAGAUGGUGAGGUGGCAUAGGAACAGAGAGAGUGUAAAGGCAGCAAGAUGGGAUAUAACACCUCAUUACAGUGAGAAGCUAGAGGUUGAGAAGGAGAGGGCCAGAUAUUGCAAGCCAAUACAGGCAGGGGUCAACUUAUGGCAAGUUACAAGUGGGCAGCAAACACAUGCUGUCAACCUGGAACUUGAGACUUGUGGAUGCAGGAAGUGGGACCUUAGUGGCAUACCUUGCAACCAUGCCAUCUCUGCAAUAAACAAGGCUAAAAGGAAACCAGAGGAUUAUGUCAGCAAAUUCUUCAAGAAAGAUUUUUAUGCUGCAGCUUAUGAACCAAUGAUCUUUCCUGUGCCUGGUGAGCAUGAUUGGACAAGGACCCCUGGUCCAGACAUAGAACCACCUGCAUUCAAAAUCAAGAGAGGAAGAAAGAAAGAAAAGAGGAUCAAGGGCAAAUUUGAAGUACCAAAGCCAAAAGAAACUUCAAGAAUGGGGACCAUAACAUGUGGCAAUUGUGGUCUCCAAGGGCAUAGGUACACAAACUGUCUUAAACAGUUGAAGCCUGAGCUAGCUUUGAGGAAGAAUAAGCAUGUGGUAAUAAUUUUUCACCUUGAAAUAUACAAAUCUUUCCUUUAUUUCUUGUACAUUUCUUUCUAGCAUUA
Messenger RNA from Aegilops tauschii subsp. strangulata, 1716 nucleotides. NCBI's taxonomy places the organism in Eukaryota, Viridiplantae, Streptophyta, Magnoliopsida, Poales, Poaceae. The record is from RefSeq and is a predicted model, not a curated record.